AUGUAUUGUUAUCCAAAGAGGUUUGGUAUCGGUAUAUGGUCGCGGCCUUCCACAGUUGGUCAAAAGUUGGAGUCGGAACAACAGUUUGGUCAGGCGUGGGUCACAAGGCGCGCUUCAAUGAUGUCGCCCCGGCAACUCAUGCGCAACUCCAACAUGACACAGAAGUGGCAGCGUCGUGAAAUCUCCAACUUCGAGUAUCUCAUGUUCCUGAACACCAUCGCAGGCCGCACCUACAACGACUUGAAUCAAUACCCGGUCUUCCCAUGGAUUCUCACAAACUACGAGAGCGAGGAGUUGGAUCUGAGCCAGCCCUCCAACUACAGGGAUCUUUCCAAGCCCAUCGGUGCGUUGAACCCGAGUAGGCGCGCAUACUUCGAGGAGAGGUACAACACGUGGGAGCACGAGUCCACGCCGCCCUUCCACUAUGGAACUCACUAUUCUACAGCAGCAUUUGUUCUCAACUGGCUAGUUCGCAUUGAGCCGAUGACGACUAUGUUCCUUGCGCUUCAAGGCGGCAAGUUCGACCACCCCAAUAGACUAUUCUCAUCAAUUGCCAUGUCAUGGAAGAAUUGCCAGCGAGACACCUCUGAUGUCAAGGAACUGAUACCAGAGCUGUUUUUCCUGCCGGAGAUGCUUGUAAACAGCUCAGGCUUCAGACUGGGUAUCCCAGAAUCUCCCUCGGGAGACGUCAUCCUUCCACCAUGGGCGUCUUCCGCCGAAGAGUUCGUGCGCAUCAACCGAAUGGCGCUAGAAUCUGAAUUUGUCAGCUGUCAGCUACAUCAAUGGAUAGAUUUAAUAUUUGGAUAUAAACAAAGAGGUCCCGAAGCGGUCCGUGCGACGAAUGUAUUCUACUACUUGACAUACGAAGGCGGGGUCCGACUCGACCAGAUUACGGAACCCGUUACCCGAGCAGCUAUUGAAGAUCAGAUCCGAAGUUUCGGGCAAACUCCUGCGCAGCUUUUGAGCGAGCCUCACCCGCCCCGCGCGUCCACGAUGCACCUCGCGCCACUCAUGUUUGCAGCUGCCCCUGACGACGUGUGCUUGAGACUGAAACUACCCUCCAACGCUGCUGUAGUCCACGUGUCGGCGAAUACCUACCCGCAAUUGACUAUGCCUGCCGUGGUUACGGUGAGCGCGGCGCGCGCGUUCGCGGCGCACCGCUGGCCGGGCGGCGGCUGUGCGCACGCGCCGCACGCACCGCACGCGCCGCGACACCCGCCCGACCACGCCCACCAUCCACACCAUCCGCUGCUCAUGGACCCGGUCUGGGCGGCGGGUGGCGCUCAGGCCCUGGCUCGACGUCAGUUGGGCGACAACUUCUCGCAACGAGUGCGCGCGCGCAGCAAUUGUUUCGUCACCACCGUAGACUCACGGUUCCUCAUCGCUGCAGGAUUCUGGGACAAUAGCUUUAGAGUAUUCAGCACAGAGACCGCUAAAAUAGUACAAAUAAUCUUCGGCCACUACGGCGUGGUGACGUGCGUGUGUCGCUCGGAGUGCAACAUCACGUCCGACUGCUACAUCGCGUCCGGCUCCGAAGACUGCACCGUACUGCUUUGGCAUUGGUCUGCACGUCACGGUGGCAUAGUGGGCGAAGGUGAAACUCCCGCGCCCCGAGUCACACUCACGGGACACGACGCGCCCAUCAACGGAGUACUUGUCUCUGCUGAACUAGGCUUGGUCAUUUCUUCGUCAGUCAACGGGCCGGUCCUGAUCCACACGACAUUCGGCGAAGUACUGCGCGCGCUGUCGGCGCCGGACGGCGUCUGCUCCCCGCAGCAGCUGGCGCUGAGCCGCGAGGGGGUCGUCGUCGUCGCGUACGCGCGCGGACAUCUCGCCGCAUACACGCUCAACGGUCGCAGGCUGCGACACGAGACGCAUAACGACAACUUCCAGUGCCUGGUGUUGUCCCGGUGCGGCGAGUACCUGGUGUGUGGCGGCGACGCGGGCGUGGUGGAGGUGUGGCGUGCCUUCACGCUGGCGCCGCUGUACGCGUUCCCGCCCGCCGGCGCGCCCGUCUGCUCGCUCGCACUCUCGCACGACCAGAAGUUCCUGUUAGCUGGUCUCGAGAACGGCUCCCUGGUUGUAUUCCACAUAGACUUCAACAGAUGGCACCACGAGUACCAGCAGCGGUACUGA
This is a messenger RNA of Spodoptera exigua (beet armyworm), 2136 nucleotides long. The record is from the annotation of a GenBank genome assembly. NCBI's taxonomy places the organism in Eukaryota, Metazoa, Arthropoda, Insecta, Lepidoptera, Noctuidae.